AUGACCCUCAACAAACACUGGAAGUACCCUGACGGCGACUUAGUCACCACCAAUUUGAAGGGGCUCGUCCGCACUAACCCGCAAUUGCGUCUCUUAGAGCAAGAGAAAGUCGUCUAUCGGGAAUCGCCCAAAGAUAAAGUGGCGGUGAUUCUGGGCGGCGGUGCUGGCCACGAGCCUCUUCAUGCCGGCUACGUUGGUUCCAAUUUGCUCAAUGCUGCCGUGCUGGGGCUGAUCUUUGCCCUGCCACUGACGAGACAGAUCAUGGCUGCCAUCACCGCCGUCGCCUCAAAACAGGCGGGUGUAGUGCUUGUGGUGAAGAACUAUACCGGCGAUGUGCUCCAUUUUGGCCUCGUGUGUGAGAGAGCUAAAGCCGCUGGGUAUAAAGUGGAUACCGUCAUUGUUGCCGACGACGUCGCUGUCGGUAGAGACCAGAACGCCAUGGUGGGCCGUCGUGGUUUAGCCGGCACUGCUUUGAUUCAUAAAGUUGUCGGUGGAGCUGCCUCUCAGGGAUAUGACGUGGACAAAGUGGCAGAAAUUGGUAACUAUGUCAACCAGAGACUUGUCACGUUGGGGGCGCUGUUGGACCGCACGCUGGUCCCCGGACGCCUGGCAGACGACCAGGUGGAAUUCUGUAAAGACGAUGAAGCUGAAUUGGGGCUUGGCAUCCAUAACGAACCGGGGACGAAGAUUCCUAUCCCGGAAAUUGACUCCCUCAUCAAAGACAUGUACACCAAGUUGACGAGUCCAGAUGAUGACCAACGUCACUAUGUCAACUUUGACUUAGCCAAUGACGACUACGUGUUAUUGGUUAACAACAUUGGUGGCACGCUGACAUUGGAAAUGAACGCUAUCACCGAAUACGCCGUUGAGCUCUCCCCUUUCAAGAAACCGCCUACCAGAGUGUAUCUCGCUGAUUUUGUCACCUCGCUCAACUCUCCAGGUUUCUCCAUCACUAUUUUGAAACUUGACGACCGUAAGCAGGAAAUUUUGGGCUUUUUGGACUUGGAAACCGAUGCUGCUGGCUGGCGCCCCAAACCUGCGUCUGGCUGGAAUUCCACUAACCAAAUCAUUCUGGAACAAGUGGAAGAACAACCUCUUCCCAAGCUGGACUUGCGUAUCGAUGCCACUAAGUUCCGCAAACACUUAGAUGCUGCGUUGAAGCUGGUGAUUGCUGCCGAGCCUAAAGUCACUCACUACGAUACUGUCGUCGGUGAUGGUGACUGUGGUGAAACGCUUAAGCUGGGUGCUGAAGCCGUCGGUGCAGUUAAGGACUACGGCGAUGACCCAGUAAACAUUCUUGUCCACAUCACCGAGAGAGUUGAAGACCUGAUGGGAGGUACUUCCGGUGGCCUCUAUCUGAUCUAUUUGACAGCCUUGCUGAAGAGUCUUAAGGGUACUCUGCAUCAAGACGUGGCUAACGCGAUGAAGGAAGCUCUUUACGAUGGUCUAUUCAAGUAUACUAGAGCCAGAGAGGGCGGCAGAACAUUGGUGGACACUUUACAACCGUUCGUCGAUACUUUUGUCAAGACCGGCGAUAUCAAGCAGGCGGUAGAAGCCGCGGAGAAGGGAUGUGAAGCCACCAAGACGAUGACGGCAAAGUUUGGUCGCGCUCUGUACGUGGACUCGCUGGAGUUUAAGGCCGAAGGUGGUAUCCCUGACCCUGGUGCCGUCGGCUUGUUGGCGUUGAUCAAGGGGUUUGUCGACGCGCAAACAAACUGA
Messenger RNA from Diutina rugosa, 1719 nucleotides. It is a transcript of the gene DAK2, whose product is annotated as dihydroxyacetone kinase. Gene Ontology annotation, molecular function: glycerone kinase activity; ATP binding. Gene Ontology annotation, cellular component: cytosol. The transcript has a single exon. Bases 1 to 1719 code for a protein of 572 amino acids. NCBI's taxonomy places the organism in Eukaryota, Fungi, Ascomycota, Pichiomycetes, Serinales, Debaryomycetaceae. The record is from RefSeq and is a predicted model, not a curated record. Gene Ontology annotation, biological process: glycerol catabolic process.